CAUCAUCUACUAUCUCUUCGUGUCUGCAUACCCACCUCUAUAUAUACAUACAUACCCCUUGUUCUCCAACGCUAAGCUAUAAGGUUUUUGAGAAAUUUUUUCUGUUCAUUAAAAAACAAGAACCAAAAAUGGCAAAAGAGGGACCUAAUUGGGAUGGUCUACUAAAGUGGAGUCUGUCUCAUGCUGAUGGUACUAAUCCUUCUCGCAAUUUGAGUGAGGAGGAUAGGAGGUGGUUCAUGGAGGCUAUGCAAGCUCAAACUGUAGAUGUAAUAAAGAGAAUGAAGGAGAUUACUCUUGUCAUGCAAACUCCAGAGCAGGUCCUGGAAUCACAGGGGGUGACUUCCCAAGAUAUUGAAGAUAUACUGGAUGAGCUACAAGAACAUGUUGAAUCGAUUGAUAUGGCUAACGAUCUGCACUCAAUUGGUGGAUUGGUGCCUCUUCUUGGUUACUUAAAGAACUCCCAUGCUAACAUUAGAGCCAAAGCGGCAGAAGUCGUAAGUACAAUUGUUCAGAACAAUCCAAAGAGCCAACAACUGGUAAUGGAAGCUAAUGGCCUAGAACCUCUUCUCUCAAAUUUCACCUCAGAUCCUGAUGUUACUGCCCGCACUAAAGCUCUUGGUGCAAUCUCAUCUUUAAUCAGGCACAACAAGCCUGGCAUUGCUGCAUUUCGUCUUGCAAAUGGUUAUGCAGCUUUAAGAGAUGCUUUGGGUUCUGAGAGUGUGAGAUUUCAAAGGAAAGCCCUUAACUUGAUCCACUAUUUACUGCAUGAGAAUCGUUCAGACUGCGCUGUAGUGACUGAGCUAGGAUUUCCUCGAAUUUUUAUGCAUCUUGCCUCCAGUGAGGAUGGAGAGGUGCGAGAGGGUGCCCUGCGAGGCCUUCUUGAUCUUGGCCGAGACAGGACAGCAGCACAGGCAGUAGAUGGCUCUUCAAGUGAAGAUGAUGAAAAGCUCAAGCAAAUACUCCAGGACCGAAUUAAGGGGAUUUCCGCUAUGUCACCUGAAGAUCUUGGUGCUGCUAAAGAAGAGCGGCAGCUUGUAGAUUCCCUCUGGAAUACCUGCUACAAUGAGCCUUCUUCUCUUAGAGAGCAAGGCCUAGUUGUUCUCCCCGGAGAGAAUGAUGCAUUACCGCCUGAUGUUGCUAGUAAGCAUUUUGAACCACCUCUGAGAGCUUGGGCUGCAAAUAGGAAUGAGGAUACGAAGCCGAGUAGUGAAAAGAACCAGGCCCCAUUAUUGCUAGGCCUAGGUCCACCUGCACAGGAUCCUCCCGCCUAAAAUAGCUCCAGUGGAGCCAUGGCUGGGGAAGAAAAUAGAGAUGCUUCUGCAUGAUGUACGGUGUUUAGGAAAUACCAGGUUCUAUGUCUGAACAUAUCUGUGAUAUUACAUGUUAGAUGCCUAGUGUUUUCUGGAUAAUUUAUCGUCCUUCCCUCUCGUGGUGUCGGCCUUUUCAAAUUUUUUUUUUUUUUGAUUUGCUGUUUUACUAAAAUCUUCUGCAUGUAAUGCUGUAUUUUUUUUUGUUGUCAGCAUAUUUAGAACAUCAAUUGUUGGAUGUGAGUUUUAUCACCAUGUGGGAAUUUCAACCA
Molecule: messenger RNA, 1579 nt
Organism: Nicotiana tabacum (common tobacco)
Lineage: Eukaryota; Viridiplantae; Streptophyta; Magnoliopsida; Solanales; Solanaceae
Product: hsp70 nucleotide exchange factor FES1
Cellular component (GO): endoplasmic reticulum
Molecular function (GO): adenyl-nucleotide exchange factor activity; protein binding
Source: RefSeq, a predicted model, not a curated record